Messenger RNA from Asparagus officinalis (garden asparagus), 435 nucleotides. RefSeq lists its product as uncharacterized. Bases 25 to 300 code for a protein of 91 amino acids. Gene Ontology annotation, biological process: seed dormancy process. The transcript has a single exon. The record is from RefSeq and is a predicted model, not a curated record. Lineage: Eukaryota; Viridiplantae; Streptophyta; Magnoliopsida; Asparagales; Asparagaceae.
UGCAGCUAGAGAGCUAGAGAGACUAUGGCGAAAAGCAAGGAUGAUAUAAAAUACGGAGUUGCGCAGGCGAAGCUCUCUGAGGACGAGUCCCUAAGGGUGCGUUACAAGCACGGCACACCUCUUGAAGGUGGCAAGAUUGCGGAUACUGAGCCCGUCGACCUAUUCUCUGCUGCUCGUAGAGUCUCAGAAGCGAAUCCAGAUGCGAAGAGGGACGCCGAUAAAGAUCAAGAGCAAUUUGAGAAGUCCAGGGCCAGAUCGGAGGAGGCAGCCACGUCUCACGGCGAUGGAGGAGGGAUAUGAACAACCCAAUGUUUGAAACUAGCUUUCGCAUUUAUGUAUGUUAUAUAUAAACUAUUUGUAUUCUAUAUAGUAGUAGAAGUGGCACUUUUAUAAUAAGCUGUGGAGAUGUGUGAGAAUGUUAUAUUAAAAUCUAAC